CCCCAAGGGGCGGAGUGGUUUUCCAUGGUUUGAGACGAAAACGAUAAAGCGAACAACUUUGGACGGCUUUUCUUGGUUCAGUUCAAAUUUCAGUUCACCUAUCGCUGCGCUUGAAGAACAAAGCUCGCGCUUAUGGCGGCAGCGCCGCCGGCAAUCAGCAACAGCAAUGACACGAUCCUGAACACUGCCACGCCCCCGGCGAAGCUAACAACUCUGGCUGCUAGCUUGGGUUAUCGCACGGACACACCACCAAAAUCCCAACGUGGGCAUAAUAAGCCAAAAUGUAAACAAUGCGGCAAUGUUGCUCGUUCAAGGUGUCCAUUUGAGUCAUGCAAGAGUUGCUGUUCAAGAAAUCAAAAUCCAUGUCAUAUUCAUGUGUUGAAAGCAAAUUCAACUAUUCCUGACAAGUCACCAUCUUCUAGUGCUGCUCCACUUGAUCAGCAAUCCUCUGAAUCAUCUCCAUCUUCGAAUGCAAGUAGAGUUGCAUCCCUUCGACAGCUUUCCAACAGUUUUGCCCAGUUCAAUAAUUUGCAUGUUUCGCUUCAGUCGAGGAAGCCAAUAACUAGGAAGGAUGCCUCAAUAAUUAAUAAAUGGAGAUUUUCCACGUUAAAGGAGUACACGGAGAGGAACAUUGAAGUAGAAAAUGAUGCUUUCCAGAGAUACAUGCGAAAUGUAGCUUUAUUGGAUGAAGUUUCAUCUGUGGAGUCCCCGGAAGACAAUGCAUCCUCUGCCUUGGCGUCUAACCCUACUUCGAUGGGGAACAAUGGGAUUUUCAUCCCAUGGUUGAAACUGCUUAUAAGAUCUAACUCAACAAGUAGUGUGAGAAAUAGAGUAAGACAGAUUGUGGAUGAGGGACUAAAGAAGCUUCAGAAGGGUGCUGUCGAGGGUAACGUGGAAGAACCAAAUGAAGCAUCAAAAAGGCCAAAAAUUUUGAGGCCUGAAAAGUUAUCAGAUACAAGUGAUCUUAGUGAUAAAAUUAAUAAAGCUCGGAGCGAGGAGGAUUUGAAAUCAUGCUUGGAGCUGAAAUCUCAACUCUUCAACCUGGGCAAAGGCUCAAGCAAAUUGGAAGUUGAAGAGAAAGAAACGCACAAGAAGGAGGUUGUGGAAGGUGAUUUGGCAGUAGCGAAAGAAUUAGAUUAUUCCUUUCCAAAAUUAAUUGUUGCGGGGGAAAUUGAUCAAGAAACUCUCAACACUAUAGAAAAACACUUUUGUUCCCUUGAGCAUGCAGAGCUGUUGUGACUUGUGAGACUAGAAUUGUCAAUAAUUAGGCCUCGGCAAGAUAAAUAGAAAUGUAGUAUAAUUUAGUUCAUCAUAAUAUGGUGCCCGCUACCUCAUAUUGUCUCAUUUACAGUCCCGUUUUCUACUUAUGUAUUGCAUCUAAUGCUGUAAUGGGGUAUAUCUGCAGAAUGACGCUGCAUUGUUAGUUGCCUUUA
Messenger RNA from Neltuma alba, 1433 nucleotides. RefSeq lists its product as uncharacterized. The record is from RefSeq and is a predicted model, not a curated record. Bases 133 to 1239 code for a protein of 368 amino acids. The transcript is spliced from 5 exons. Lineage: Eukaryota; Viridiplantae; Streptophyta; Magnoliopsida; Fabales; Fabaceae.